Penaeus vannamei (Pacific white shrimp) is the source of this 1130-nucleotide messenger RNA. RefSeq lists its product as uncharacterized. Lineage: Eukaryota; Metazoa; Arthropoda; Malacostraca; Decapoda; Penaeidae. The record is from RefSeq and is a predicted model, not a curated record.
CCGACGUCUAUCAUGAAGCUCCUGGUAUUAGCACUCGUGGCUACUGCGUCCGCUGCUCCUCAGGGGUACAACCUGGGCACGCCCUCGGGACCUUCCUUUGAGUCUGGGAGCUGUGGGGAUGGACAGGUGCGGCACGUGGACGGAAGCUGCGUCACACCGCAGGUGAACAGCCGUGUGUUCCUGUACGAUGUGCCAGCAAACGAAGGUGCCGUCAAUCGGCCAGACUACAUUCCGGAGCCUAAAGUGGAGCGCAAUAUCAUUUUUGUAAGACUGCCUGAAGGUGCAGAUGGACCAGAACCCAUCGUCGUACCACCGCCACAACAGCAACACGUGGUGUAUGUCCUGAACAAGCAGUCUGAACAAGACCAGCGAGUGAUCGAGGUUCCUGCACCACCGCCAUCCAACCCUGAAGUGUUCUUCGUGAACUACGCAGAAGGAGAGAACCCGACUCUUCCCAGCGGAGUAGACCUCCAGACGGCGCUGAGUUCAGCUUCCCAGGGCGGCGGUCAAGUUGUUGGAGGUGGUGGAGUUGGAGGAGGAAUCGGAGGCGGAAUUGGAGGUGGAAUCGGAGGCGGAAUUGGAGGUGGUAUCGGAGGCGGAAUUGGGGGUGGUAUUGGAGGAGGCAUCGGUGGCGGUAUCGGAGGUGGAAUUGGGGGUGGUAUCGGUGGCGGAAUUGGAGGUGGUAUCGGAGGCGGAAUUGGAGGUGGUAUCGGAGGCGGAAUUGGAGGUAUCGGAGGCGGGUGGAGGUGGUAUCGGAGGCGGAAUUGGAGGCGGUAUCGGAGGUGGAAGUGGAGGAGGCAUCGGUGGUGGUAUCGGAGACGGUACUUAUUCCCCCCCUUCUAACCUGUACGGAACACCUUGAAAUCACCCCUGUGCCAUUUAUUUAUUAGUGUUAUGUAGACUGCUAUUGUAUUUCAUCCCUCUCCUUUUCGCCCUUCGUCUUUCCUUCCAUAUCUUUCUCUCUCUCCCUUCAUCCCCCUGUUUCUCUCUCGCUCUCCCGGUUGCUGUUGCUCUCUUUAAACACACAUUAUUUAUAUUUGCUUACAAAAUAUUGACCCAGAUAUCUAAGAAGUAUACUUCCAUGAAAAGCAUUUAUUGUGAAUAAGGAAAUAAAUGAAUUACAACGACAA